Molecule: messenger RNA, 651 nt
Organism: Phanerochaete carnosa HHB-10118-sp
Lineage: Eukaryota; Fungi; Basidiomycota; Agaricomycetes; Polyporales; Phanerochaetaceae
Exons: 2
Coding region: 1-651 (216 amino acids)
Source: RefSeq, a predicted model, not a curated record
AUGUCACAAUUCAUCAACUGGGAAGUCCUCACUGGCCAUGUCGUGUUUGCCGUCCACUUUCACGCCACCCUUUGGACAGACCAAGGCCAGAUAGUCUUCAUUUUUGAGAAGACCCUCCAUAAACUCGGCUUCACACACGCACGAGUAGCGGCCCUGAGAUCCAAAGGCCACCGCCACUCCGACGGCCUCUUCCUCUACGAGAUCUAUGACCUAUCACUGAAAGAGCACGAUAGCCUCAUCGAGAGGUUCUGCUGGUCCACGUCCCCCUGCCGCGCCCUGCUCCUUAGCAUUCUCUGGCAGAGCGACCGCACAAUACACCUACUAAACGUAUACGCUUCAAACGACCCUUCAGACAACCAGUGUUUCUGGACCCAGCUCUCUGACAUCUGGAAGCUGAACAAACCCCCGAUCCCGAAAGCAAACAUCAUGCUAGAUGACUUUAACCUGAUCGAGGAUGAACUUGAUCGCUUCCCACCACACGCAGACCAUGCCAAAGCUGUCACUGAACUCAAUGCUCUCAAAACUUGCCUCAACCUCUAUGACAGCUGGUGCGCCACAUACCCAGACACCCGUGACUUCUCCUUCUACCAAGGCAGCACAGGCAGCCAAUCCCGCAUUGGCCGCAUCUAUACAUCACGCAACCUGCUCUAA